Molecule: messenger RNA, 693 nt
Organism: Malassezia globosa CBS 7966
Lineage: Eukaryota; Fungi; Basidiomycota; Malasseziomycetes; Malasseziales; Malasseziaceae
Exons: 2
Coding region: 1-693 (230 amino acids)
Biological process (GO): GPI anchor biosynthetic process
Cellular component (GO): membrane; glycosylphosphatidylinositol-N-acetylglucosaminyltransferase (GPI-GnT) complex
Source: RefSeq, a predicted model, not a curated record
AUGUCUUCGACGCCGUCUUAUGAAGUCUAUGCCCGAUGGGAGAAAGUCCUGUGGCGGCGACAAUCUUUUGACGAUAACUAUGUGGAUGCAUCAUUUCUGGGACAGUUGAGAAUAAAUGCUACAGCCGCUUUUCCCACGAGUGUAUCCCUCGUACUAUCCUCACUUAGUAUUGGCCAGCAAAUGGCCUCCGUUUUUCUCUUUGUUGCCCUCUUCGUGCAGUUGCAUAUGGGUUGGCUCCAUGCGGCUGAACUAGUGUGGACGAGUUUGGCUUGCUCUUUGCUAUUAGCAGGUGCUGAGUCCACUGCGCGCAAAUAUAGUAUUCGCUCAAUUGUGCGUGGAGCCAUGAGUCUGACAGUACUCGGAUUUGCACUUCAUGCGCUCUCUCCUGUCGUGAGAACCUUUAGUGAAGCAACGACCAACGACAGCGUGUGGGCGUGCGCGGCCGUUCUAUUCGUGGGUCACCUUGCGUUCGCGAACUAUUCGAUGCGCCCAGACUCUGGUUCUCGACUGACGUCAACGAUUAGCCUCAAUAUGGCGAUGUGCGCAAGCGUGGUGCUGUCAAGUCGACUCAUGUCGGAUGUAGACGUGUUUGCUUUGUUGCUGGUCGCACUGCAACUUUUUGGGAUUUUUCCGCUGCUUCGUGACCGCAUGCGAGUGUUCGAAAGUGGGGCAAGGUGCUGUGUCAAUUAUUAA